Williopsis jadinii is the source of this 1664-nucleotide messenger RNA. It is a transcript of the gene ANP1, whose product is annotated as Anp1p. The coding region runs from base 214 to 1554 and encodes 446 amino acids. Lineage: Eukaryota; Fungi; Ascomycota; Saccharomycetes; Phaffomycetales; Wickerhamomycetaceae. Gene Ontology annotation, cellular component: mannan polymerase complex. The record is from RefSeq and is a predicted model, not a curated record. The transcript has a single exon. Gene Ontology annotation, molecular function: alpha-1,6-mannosyltransferase activity. Gene Ontology annotation, biological process: cell wall mannoprotein biosynthetic process; protein N-linked glycosylation.
AAACAAAAACAUCAACACUAUCAGCACAGGCUUCACCAAAAAGCACAGCAGCUGGCCUUUGAUUGUCUUAUUCGACGUGCUUUUCACAACACUUGGCCCUCUCAGCAUUGAAUUGUCCGAUCAACAGAGCUCUGACGUGUUCUGUUCUGCUGUGAUCUUAUAGAGCGAGAGGAAACCACGGAAACGACCCACUGGACGAAGGCGUGGAAAGCUAUGGGUUAUCAACAACUGCUUCUUCAGAGGUUUACUGACCCCUCGAAAAACAAGGUGCCAGUGUCAGUGCUUGGUGUUGUUGUUGCGUUGUUUGUGCUGUACAACCUGGUGCUGAACUUGGCAUUUGAGCAUCUGUACACACCUCAGCUGGCGUCGGUGCCUGGAGUGGAGUUCUACGACCUGGGUGAUUUCCAGGGGAGUGCUGAUGGCUGGCAGAGGGAGGAGCGGAUCCUGUUCUGUGUUCCCCUGAGAGAUGCCUCUGCUCACUUGCCCAUGUUCUUCAGCCACAUGAAGAACUUGACGUAUCCACACCAUCUGAUUGAUCUGUCCUUCCUGGUGUCAGACUCGUCAGACGAUACGAUGGACUCGCUGGUGAAGCACCUGAGAGAGAUCCAGAACAGCCCGGAUAAGAGGCUGCACUUCGGUAACAUUGAGAUCUUCGAGAAGGAUUUCGGCCAGGCCAUUGGACAAGGGUUCAGUGACCGUCAUGGAUUCGAGGCCCAGGGCCCGAGACGGAAGCUCAUGGCCAGGGCAAGAAAUUGGCUUUGGACCGUGUCGAUCAAGCCAUACCAUUCCUGGGUCUAUUGGAGAGAUGCAGACGUUGAGACUGUCCCACCAACGAUCUUGGAGGACUUGAUGCACCACGGUAAGGAUGUCAUUGUUCCUAACGUUUGGAGACCUCUGCCUGACUGGUUAGGCAAUCAACAACCCUACGACUUGAACUCAUGGCAGGAAAGUGAAGGAGGCUUGCAGUUGGCGAAGACACUCGGUGAGGAUGCCGUUAUAGUCGAGGGCUACGCAGAGUACGCCACAUGGAGACCUCAUUUGGCGUACCUCAGAGACCCAUACGGUGAUCCAGAGGUGGAGAUGGAUUUGGACGGCAUUGGUGGAGUUUCCAUCCUCGCAAGGGCCAAAGUGUUCAGAACAGGUGCCCAUUUCCCUGCGUUCUCAUUCGAAAAGCACGCUGAGACGGAGGCUUUUGGUAAGAUGUGCAAACGUUAUGGUUAUUCCGUGAUUGGAUUACCACAUUACGUGAUAUGGCACAUCUACGAGCCUUCGUCAGACGAUCUGAAGCACAUGGAAUGGAUGGCUCAAGAGGAGGCGAAGAAGGUUGAAGAGAAUAAGAUCAGAGCAGUCUACGACAAGGUGUGGGCCGAAGGAUUCGAAGACGUGUCCGAGGAAUGGAAGAACGACCGCAUCAACAUCUUCAAGAACACAGAUACUCAUAAGAUUAAGCCAAUCAAAGUGGAUUGGUCAGGUGUUGAUGUUGUUGCGAAGAACCCACUUGUCAACGAAAAGGACAAGGACAAAGUCUUAGCAGCCUUUGAUCCAAACUCAUGAGACAUUCGUUUUCCGUUAUAAAGGGUUUUUACUUACAUUUACUUCUAUAUCACUAUGUUUACAUUAAUGCAUGCCAUGUUUUAUUUUUGUUAUAUGCCAUUCUGGAGCAG